GGUUCAAAUGUCCAUGUGACCUGUGACCACACCCAAAUAGAUUCACCUGCAGAUGCUUCACCACUUGCAACCAUAUGACAUGCCACUGCUUUGUGAUUGUGACAACUUGCUUCAGGAUUUGCCUCACAUAGUGCUGGUGGUGGUAACAAGUGGACUUGGAGACUCUGUGGCCUUAAAGCCUGCCAGGAGUCCAGUACUAAUGCUAUUGGAGUCAAAUCCCCGUUCAAUGAUGCUGGCGAGCAUGAUCUUGAUGCCAGUGACAUGCCAAUGGAUGCACUUCUUGACUAUAUGGCUUCCAGGGGUGAACAGGUCCAUUCUGACUGCCAUAUCAAUGCAGAUGGUGGACUUUCAUGUGCAAACCACUCCAAAGUCUAUGAUGUGGGUGACAUUGCUGCUGAAGAUGUGGAAGGUGGCUCAAACAGUGUUCCGAAGGUUGAUUAUGGGCAUGGAAAGCAUAGACACAUCACAAAUUCGAUGUAUAAUGAUUUUUGGUCCCAUUAGUGCACAACCUAUGUUUUUCCUAUGUUUUUUUCUGAAUAUCACAAAUUAGCUUCGUCCUGCCAAAAUUCAUGUGACAGUCACACC
This is a messenger RNA of Suillus subaureus, 585 nucleotides long. RefSeq lists its product as uncharacterized. The record is from RefSeq and is a predicted model, not a curated record. The coding region runs from base 53 to 550 and encodes 165 amino acids. The transcript has 2 exons. Lineage: Eukaryota; Fungi; Basidiomycota; Agaricomycetes; Boletales; Suillaceae.